CAAUCUAUGUGGACCAUGGAAAUGCAAGCAGUAAAAGUUCUUCAGCGGACAUUGUUUCUAGAUCGGCAGCACUGGGAAACGUUCGAUAAAGCACUUUUACUAAGAACAUGUAAUUUACAAACCAUAUAGCCUCCUUUUUUUCGAAAAAAAAUAAUUCGUGCAAUAUUGUGUUCUAUCGUUAUAUAGUUAACCAUUAUUUUGAAGCAAGCGGAAGUUGUCAGACCAAGUUCAAUGUGUGGCAAUAUCGAGACAUUUUGAAAAGCUGUCAGACAAAGUAACGAUAGCCGUUGUUUGAUUCAUAACGAAAGUUUUGUGUAGAAGCAACUAAUUGUAAGUGACUUGCACCGUUCUUUGUGAACAUUGGAUGCCACCCUAGAGCAGCUGACCAGCAUCUGACUAAGGUCUGAAACUAUCAGCUUCUUAAAACCAUCUGGUUGCAAACGUUACACACGCCACUCCUCUUUCUGGCCCACACAUGAGCGCAGGGUUCCAUUUCGGCUGCUCUGAGCGCCAUGCCUGACCGGGAUAGUGCCUACCUGGCAGGUGGCGGUGGAGGUGGAAGUGGAGCAGGGUCUGGCACAGGAGUAGGGGAGGACGGCGUAGCUGCCUCAGGUCUGUCCGGAGGCGGAGAGGUUCGAGGAGGGGUUGGAAGUAGCUCGACUGCCUGUGGCACGGGCAGUGGGGCGUCUGGGGCCAUGGGAUGUGGUGGUGCCCUGGGCAAUGGCCAUAGCUGCCUUGGAGCAGGUGGAGGAUUCGGCUCAGGCCUGGCACUGGAUGGCGUGUGCCGUGACUUUCUGCGCAAUGUGUGCAAGCGUGGUAAGCGCUGCCGCUACCGUCACCCAGACUUCAACGAGGUGCCUGACCUGGGCGUUCAGAAGAACGAGUUUAUCUUCUGUCAUGACCAUCAGAACAAGGAGUGCGUGCGCACCAAUUGCCGCUUUGUCCAUGGCUCCAAGGAGGACGAGGACUACUACAAGAAAACGGGCGAGCUCCCUCUGUGGCUCCGGUGGAAGGUGGCAGCAGGCCUGGGCCUGUCACCCGCUGACCUGCCGCAGAACCGUGGCGAGGCGCCCAUCUGCAGAGACUACCUGAAGGGGGAAUGCCAGCGAGGCAACAAGUGCAAGUUCCGCCAUGUGCGCAAGGAACUUGAGCACGAGGCCCCUCGGCUGGGUGUUGGGGUCGCGAUGGGUGGGGUCUCGGGUGGGGCUGGUGGGAUGGUGAACAUGGGCGGUGGGGGUUUAGGCGGCGGCGGCAGCGGUGGUGGCGGAGGGGCUUGUGGUGGGAUGUCGGGGCUAGUGGCAGGAGGCAGCGGGAAUAUGAUGGGCAUGGGGAGCCCCAACCUAGGCGGCUGCAGAGAGCAGGGUGUUUGUGGUGGGGGAGGGGGAGGCUCAAUGGGAGGCUGCUUGUCGAUGGGUGCUGCCGGGCAACGACGCUAUGACAGGGGCCCCUGCUCAGUCUAUGACCCACUGUUUGAGAACGGGCUGUUUGAGGCUGGCCCACUGGAGAGCCCUGUGGACCACACUGCUCUCCAGCUGAAGAGGAGGCGGUUGGAAGGGCUGCGAUUGGCUGAUGGGGCUGGUGGAGGCCACUAUGACCUGGGGGUGCAGGCCACCCUGAACACUCGACCACUAGAGUAUCGUCUCUUGGAGGAAGAGAAUGCUUUACUUAGGAAGAGAGUGGAAGAACUGAAGAAACAGGUCUCCAACCUCGUCGCUACCAAUGAAGUCCUGCUAGAGCAAAAUGCCCAGUUCCGCAGCCAGGCUAAAGUCAUGACCCUCUCAUCCACCCCGGCUCCAUCUGAGCAGAGUCUGGCGCCCCCUGUUGGCUCUGUAAGCUCCUACAACCACAGCAUUGCCCAGACUCACACCACCCUGAGCAGUGCUGGGCUUCAACCUCGCCCAGUUACUCAGCAAGACCUGGUAGCCCCAGCCGGAGCUCCUACCGCUCCCCCAACUAAUGCGGCCCCCCAAGCUGCUCCUCCUCCCCACCUGAACCCUGAGAUUGCCCCCCUCUCCGCUGCGCUUGCUCAGACCAUCGCUCAGGGCAUGGCCCCACCUGUUUCCAUGGCACCUGUGGCAGUUUCGGUAGCGCCGGUCGCCGUGUCCAUGGCUCAGCCAAUGCCUGGAAUCACAAUGAGUCACGCUACAACGCCAAUGGUGUCGUACCCCAUUGCAAGUCAAAGCAUGAGGAUCACGACCCUUCCACAUUAAACGAUGCCCACCCUAUGAAAACUCUUACAAAGAUUUGUGCUCACACACCGACUAACACAUGCACAGACUCCCUAUGGAUAUUUUAGAAAUGCCUAUCCAGUAAUUAGCACUCUGAGCUAUGAGGAUACUCCAGGCACAUCCCUUUAAAUGAAAAUACUGUGGUGACUUGACCAGUGAAAAUAUUGCUGGUGUGCUUGACCAGUUUCCUAUCAGUGUACUUCAAUGGGCAGUUAUUGGCAGACUGACUGUGAACAAGUAAAAAAACAGUUUGUUUUACCUUUCAGAAGAACUAACUUUUUAAUCUCUUUCUCUGAAAGAUAAUGUACAAUGUUAAUAAGUUUAUCCAAAACAGGUUGUUGAAUUUGAUAGCUCUUUGUUUUAGUCAAAUUUUUUUUUCUUUAAAAAUGUUUUUUUGUUUGUUUUUUGGAUUUGUGGGUUGUUUUUGUGUGAAGUGGUUCUUUAAUCCUUUUGCACAAAAUGAAUGAAUGAAAAUCUCAACCACAAUGAGGUCUAUGGCCUUUUUUUUGUGUCAGAGUAAAUAAUACAGUAUAUGCACCUAAUUCUAAACAUGGUCAUCUUUGAACAUAAGACUGGUUGAAGAAUAUGAAAAUUAAUCUUUGCACACAGCAUGCACUGAACACAGACUUUUCACUAAACGCUAUUAAAGAGUACCAUUGAUUUAGACUCAAAAAUGUCAAAAUUGUUUCUGGCCUUAGUGCUAUAAAACCCCUGCAAUUGAGACUUUAUCCAGUUUAUGAUCAACAGUGAAUAGUUUAUUGCAGAUUUUUUGUCCUAUAUCUUUUCCCAUUUUUCCCCUAAACAAAACAUUUUUGGUUAUCAGAAUUGAAUUUCAGUUUUUUCUUGCUUAGUUUUAAGAAUUUUUUUGAAGGGUCACAGGAAAAAAUGAUUGAUAAAUGUUUAUGCCAAAAGUAAGUGCCUAUUACAAUGUGAAAUUGUGAAAAUUGUGUCUAUAACAACUUAAGGUUAAAGCUUUGUAACAUUACAGAAGUGAAACUAAAUAUUAAAGAAUCAGAAGUCUCAUGGAACUAGCA
Electrophorus electricus (electric eel) is the source of this 3262-nucleotide messenger RNA. It is a transcript of the gene zc3h10, whose product is annotated as zinc finger CCCH-type containing 10. Gene Ontology annotation, biological process: regulation of RNA splicing. NCBI's taxonomy places the organism in Eukaryota, Metazoa, Chordata, Actinopteri, Gymnotiformes, Gymnotidae. The record is from RefSeq and is a predicted model, not a curated record. Gene Ontology annotation, molecular function: RNA binding; metal ion binding.